AUGGCUCAUUCUGCAGAAUCUACCGGCAAUGUAAAAAGUGGUCUUAUAGACUUCACAGCUGGCUCAUUGGGUGGUGUAGCUGUAGUUUAUGUUGGCCAGCCACUAGAUACAGUUAAAGUAAAAAUGCAAACAUUCCCCCACCUGUAUAAUAAGGGCAUGUUGAAUUGUUUGAAGCUGACACUGAAAAAUGAUGGGGUGAUCAGAGGUUUAUAUGCUGGAGUUGAGAAAGUGGAGCAGUUAUCAACCCUGGGUAACGCAUCAGCAGGAUUUCUGGCUGCGUUUUUUUCCUCAUUCACGCUGUGCCCCACGGAACUUAUUAAAUGUCAACUACAAGCAAUGCGAGAGGUCAACGUGCAAAGCUCACAAACAGUUAAAAUAACGCCCUUGCAGUUAACUCAGCAAAUAUUUAGACAAUACGGAAUUCAGGGUCUCUUUCGUGGACUUGUGCCUACUAUUAUGAGAGAAAUGCCUGGGUACUUUUUCUUUUUUGGUGGAUACGAAGGUGCUAGAGAACUACUAAAGAAGCCGGGACAGUCAAAAGAUGACAUAGGUUUUGUCAGAACUAUGAUUGCGGGUGCAGUUGGAGGUCUCGUCCUUUGGACGGUGAUAUUUCCGUCCGACGUGAUAAAGUCUCGGGUACAAAUAUCCAACAAGAGCCAAAAGUUCCUUACGGUUGGAUAUGAAAUAAUUCAGAAAGAAGGUGUUCUAGCAUUGUACAACGGGCUCAAACCAACUUUGGUGAGGACUAUCCCAGCGACUGCGGCCCUUUUCGUUGUUUACGAAUAUUCUAAGAAGUGGAUGCAUGAAUCAUUUGGAGACUAA
Messenger RNA from Arctia plantaginis, 822 nucleotides. The record is from the annotation of a GenBank genome assembly. Lineage: Eukaryota; Metazoa; Arthropoda; Insecta; Lepidoptera; Erebidae.